This is a messenger RNA of Labeo rohita (rohu), 1890 nucleotides long. RefSeq names its product B-cell receptor CD22-like. The transcript has 9 exons. Bases 155 to 1525 code for a protein of 456 amino acids. The record is from RefSeq and is a predicted model, not a curated record. Lineage: Eukaryota; Metazoa; Chordata; Actinopteri; Cypriniformes; Cyprinidae.
GUUUGCAUGAGGCAAUACAAUAGACCGCUGUGUUUAAGCCCUGGAAUGAGUUUUAUCUCGGCAUCAUCACUGUCUAAAAAACAAGCAGGCAGGUUCACAGUAAUCAACAGUUCUGCGAAGAAACCGUGCUAGACGUUUGUUUAACUCUGAAAUAAUGAUGGACUGUCCUGCUGUAGCACCUGAGUCUGUCUUUUCUUUUAUGGUUUUUCUGUUCUUACCAGUACAAGUUCAUAUGCAGCAAAAUUAUGUUGCAAAUUUGCCUACACAAAUAACAGCGCUGAGCGGCUCUUGUGUGCAGAUACCUUGUACAUUUGCACCAGAGGACAAACUGAAAAACACAAAUACUAUAUUUGGCUGUUGGAUAAAGAAGAACUCUGCUUUUCUCAAAACAGAUAGUUUGGUAGUUUUUAAUGGAAGUACAAACAUCAUAAAAGGAUUUAAUCAUAUAGAAAUACUUGGAAAUCUUAGUCAGCGUGAAUGUACCACUGUUUUCUAUGAUGUCAUGAACAAUCACACAGACAAUUACUACUUUAGGGUGGAAAUGAAGAAUCCAGAGGAAUGGAAAUGGACAUAUGCUGAGAAUCCUGUCUACAUUUCUGUCUCCCAUGUACCACAGCCUCCCAUCCUUACACCUACUCAUCUGCAACCAGUGAUGGAGAAAACUACAGUCAAUCUGAGCUGCUCUGCUGAAGCCCCCUGCCCCAAACAACCUCCUACAAUAUCCUGGUCUAAGAUCCCUAAAUCUGCAAACAUUACAACACAGUUAAAGGAGAAUCCUAAUAAAACCCAGUCAGUGUUUUCACAUGUGACCUUCAAAGCUUCAUACAUGGACAACACAAAGAACAUCUCCUGCACUGCUACAUAUCCAAGAAAUACAUCUAACGACUCAACUGUGGUGACCACCAUGAUCCUAAGAGUACUUUUUUCUCCGAAAGAAACUCACAUCACCGUCGAUCCAUCUGAUUCAGUCUCUGUUGGCACUAAUGUGACUUUGACCUGCAAAAGCAAAGCCAAUCCAAAUGAAAUGAACUACACUUGGUACAAACGUGGGCAGGAGAAAAAGCUGGAUUUUGGAGAUAAAUUGACCUUCAAUGUAGAUAGAACAAGUGGAGGCUGGUACUUCUGCACAGCAGAAAAUAUACAUGGUACUCAGACAUCAGAAGAAAUCCAGCUGAUUGUGGAAAAAUCACAGAACAAAUCAUUGAUCAUUGGCUGUGUAGGAGGAAUUUCAGCAUUUCUGUUGAUCUUUCUUCUGGUAACAAUCUUCCUAAGAGUGCAAAGAGUAAAGGCAUCCAUUAUUAGAGAAACUGACGUCUCAGAUCAGGGUCAGGAAAAACAUGUGCAGGUCAACCACAUUUACCAUAAUAGUGCUCUGACGGGUGCAGAGUUAGAAAUGCCAAACGAUGAGAAUGAUAUCCACUAUGGGCAGAUUGACUUCUCCACUGCCCAAAACAAAAACGCCACAGAGAAGAUCUCAGGGCAAGAAACAAUAUAUGCUGAGGUGCAUGUUUCAGAGAAAGAUUAGUUUACAUUAGAAUAAACAGAUUGUAUAAAUUGAACUGCAUAAAUGUAGUACAUUUUGUCUUGUGUCAUAUCUCCAAUCAGCAGUUUUUUAAGUAAUUAAAACAUACUUAUUAGGUUCUUUAUCGUAGGUUUCAUAGAACUGAUUUAUGAGGUACGUCGUUCAUCUAUCUUUCUGAGGAUAGUUUUUCUGCAUAGUGAUUCCAGAGUCAUCAGAGGAGUAUUCUGUAAUUGUACUGUUAUUAUUUUUCAUCAGUGUUGUUUUCAGACAAAAUUUUGUGUAGAUUUGUUUUAAAACAAGUAUAGUUUAUAAUAAAUGAAAUUCAGAGCAACACUUUUUGCAGUCAAGUUAUUCAUUAAGGAAAAUAA